This is a messenger RNA of Arvicanthis niloticus (Nile rat), 3319 nucleotides long. Its product is annotated as zinc finger matrin-type protein 1-like. The record is from RefSeq and is a predicted model, not a curated record. Gene Ontology annotation, cellular component: cytoplasm. NCBI's taxonomy places the organism in Eukaryota, Metazoa, Chordata, Mammalia, Rodentia, Muridae.
GCUCCUGCCCCACCAACUUUCCUGAAGUCUGUUAUUGCGAAGCCUCCUCCAGGUUCACAAAGAUGGCUGGAACGACCCCAAAAAGACUGUUGGAUCUUGCUAUGCAGAGUCUGCUCAGCAGGGAGUCUGCAGCAAUCCAAGCUCUAGAGGACAUUCCAAGAGAGCUUUUUGUUCCAUUGUUCAUUGCUGCCUUUGAAGGUGGACAUAAGAGUACAUUGAGUGAGAUGGUGAAAGUUUGGCCCUUUUACUGUCUCCAUAUUGGGUCAUUGCGUGUACAGCAACCUCAACAUGAACUCCUAAAAGCCAUGAUUGAGAAUCUUCCCGUAUUUCCUGCACAGACCUUUGCUUCUCGGAGACCUAAACUGAGGAUCCUAGAUUUAAGGCAAGACACUGACUGUAGGACCGCAUGCCCUGAAGUCAGAAACAGAUCACCUUCCUGUUUUUAUUCUUGUGCUCAUUCUGACCGCUCUAUCAUAAAAAUGGAAAGACAGCUUUGUUUUGUAAAUUCAGAGUAUAAAGCUUUCUUACCCAGGCCCGUAGAACUACUAGUGGAUCUUUCCCUUGAUGGCUCCUUAAUGGAAAAGGAAUUUUUGAUUUUGCUUAUGCGUAAAAUUGAGGAGAGUUUUGGGUCUUUGCAUGUGUGCUGUCGAGAUUUGCAAAUUGAUAAAUUGUGUAACUGCAAAUGCACUCUGAAAUUUUUUGAUCUCAAAUGUGUUGAUCAGUUGUCAGUUGAUAGGGGCUCACUGAGUGACAUCACCAGCAUCCUGUGUCGGAUGGUCCACCUAGAAAGCCUUAGUCUGUCUAAUGUCACUUUUAGAUCUCUGAAUGGGAAGGUCUUUAAAAUUUUUCUCAGUCACUUGCAGCGUAUGGAACACCUGAAGGAACUCAGCUUAACUUCAUUCUGCCUCAAAAAUCAUCUGGACAGAUUGCUCAGAAUCUUACCACCUCGUUUGGAUUUCUUGUAUCUGCCAUCCUGUGAUCUUUCGUACAGAGACUUCAAAUUUAUGUCCCAGAGUCCUCAGGUCACCCACCUAAAGCUAUUAAAUCUUAGUAACAAUCCAAUGUAUUGGGAUGACCUUGAACCAUUUUACACUAUUCUGUCAAAUCUCUCUGGUACUCUUCAGCAUCUAGAGGUAAAUCAUUGCCUUAUAAGUGAUUCUGCAAUCUCUGCUCUUAUCCCUGCCAUAACUAGAUGUACCCGUCUCCGUGUGCUGGGCUUUGCUUCUAACCCCAUCACAAUGCCUAUGCUUGUGAAUAUCAUGCAUAAUUUAACACCCAUGAAGGAGCUAAAAUACGUGAUUUAUCCUAUUCCUGUGCAUUGCUAUGAAAGAUGGCAUUUUCAGGGCAGUUUAGACAGACAGAAGCUUGCCAUUGUACAACUACAACUGAAGGCGAUGCUAGAACUUGCACACAGAGAGGAUAUGAACUUGCUCACUUACUGUGAGUAAAUUUCACAGGCUCACUUACUGUGAGUAAAUUUCACAGUCCAACACAGUUUUAACCUGAUAUGCAUCAUUUAAGUACUAAAUGUUAUUUCCUGGACCCAUAGACUUGAUCUAUAAGGUUCUUACAUUGUAUGGAAUUACACAGGAAGUAUAGGUGUGUAACUAUCUCCUAUCGAGAAUAACUUAACAAAAACUGAGGGACUUCAAGAGUUUCUGAAUAGUUCCUGUCACUAUUGACAGAUUACUGACAACAGUAGAGUUUAUAUUUUACAGGACGAUCAAGUCCUGCUAUGCUAUAUCCCUGGCCAAACUUUGGUUUGCUUGUGGGUACAUUACACAAACCAGGACAAUGACAGCCUUUCCUGUCUGUGUUUGUGAAAAAGGGCAGCAGAUUCUGAAGACAGUGUUUUCAUCCCAUUAGUUUAGUCUGUUUUGGGUUGCUUAUGAAAAACUAUCAGAAUUUAACAGUGGGCCAGGAAAGAAAGAUAGCAGAGGUUCUGAGAUUUCAAUACUCCUCAGGAACAUAAAUACAGUGACCUACUUCCUUGAUGUAGGUCCAUUGUAAAGUUUCUAGCACUGACCAUGAAGUCUUCAGCUGGGUAUCCAGCCUUUGUCCCAUAAAUUUUGUAGUGGUAUUUAGAAUUCUUGCCACAAAUAUCUCCUACUUCCUGUAGUUCUCUUAACUCUGUACAAUUCCUUAGCAUUAUAAAUCAUUCCCUCUAUAUAUUUUGCUUCUGUUUUUUCCCAGUAGCUGUCCCUCAUUUGGUAUGAUACAUAGUAGCCACAUGUGAAUACUGAGUCCAACUUAUUUCAUUUUCCAAAAUAUGACAUAAUUAAAAAUUCAGUUUGCAUAUCCUAGACUUACUUAGAAAUGAUGUAUGCCACAUCAAUAAUUAGCAGUUUACGUGGGACAAAGGAAAUACUUUAUUCAUCCAGUUGCUUACCACACAAGCACACCAGUGCUCAGAUGCCUAACAUAUGUGUAAAAAGCUGGGCACCAAAGUGCACAUUUGUAACUACAAUACUGAAAGGGUGGAGGAACUAAGAUGCUUAGUUACAUGGCCAGACAGCCUAACAAAUUAGUGGAGUCUAGGUUGAAUGAGAGAUCCUGCCUCAGAAAAUAUAUUCAGAAGUGGUUUAAGAAAAUACCAGAUACCAACACCUCCCACAUGCACAUGCACAUGCACAUGUACAUGCACAUGCACAAGCAUAUAUGAAUCUUCUCCCACACACAAACAUGGAAACAAAAAGCUCUUACUUGUAUUGUUAAAUUGUUGAGACAGCAGACUGCAUUACAGAGGCAUGGUAAAAAUAACAAAUUAGCACUUAUCACUUUCUUUCACAUAUUGAAAUACCAAAAUGACUACAUUUCAAUGACUGAGUAACAAAAAGGACAGAAGUAACAACUUACACAUAAUAUUUUUCUGUUGAAAUAACUUAGUAAAAGCAAUGACUUAUAUUUUUCCUUUUUUUAAGUGAAGUCAUACUCAGUGUAGUCUGGCCACAGAUUAAAAAUUAAUAGAAUUUUUUUAGUAGUAAUACUGACAAAUAAAUCAAACUAUAUUUUACAGGCAUAAUACAGUAAGAAAACUGUCAAGGUAGUUAAUACUUUUUAUUAAUUUUCUUUUGGUGGAAAUAGAUUGUAUUCCCAAAUUAGUAAGAAAAACAUGUCAAAAUAUACUAUAACUCAUGUGUCAUAUUUCCCUUGUGAUACAUUUCAAAUUUGUUCAUAUUUUUUGUUGUGCUUGUAUCAUGAUGUAGUGCACCCAACUUUAAAGAUCUAUUAAAAUGCCAGUGUAAUGAACAAUUUCCCUUACAUUGUUUCCAACUUAAAAAUUACAGGUUUUUUGCACUUUGUAUUAAAUAAAAUGUUA